AUGGAAAGCAAACGCAAAAAUUACAUUAAACAGUACGUAUGCCAAGCUCAGCAACAGGAUACCAGUAGAAUACGAGGACAACCAGACAAUACUGAUUUUGUAACAAAGCUACGACGAGCAAAUACAGCGGAUUAUAAAGCUAUACAGUGUAAUACUUACAUGUCUGUCUCAGCAGAAAACACCUCGACUCAUAAACUCCAGCAACUUACCGAUAAUGACGACGCCUCCCACUCCCCAAGCGCUUCGCACACCUCGACUCCUGGUCUCCUGGAAUCUAGUUAUAGCAACGACGCUUCCCACGCGAUGCGUUCCCUUACCUAUGAUGACUCCUCCGCGACGAGAGCUUCGCAUAUCUCGGCUUCUGCACUCCUACAAUCUACUGCAAAUAACCACGCUUCCCACGCAAUGAGCGCUUCGCAUACCCCGAAUCAUGAUCUAAAAUCUACAUGUUAUGAUAACGCCGCCUCCCACCAGAUGAAUGCACAGUACACCCCAGAUCCUGAGCUCCUAGAUUCUACCUCCACAACGAGCAGGCUCCAGCAACUUACCGAUGACGACGAUGCCUCCCACGCCCCUAGCGCUUCGCAUACCUCAACUCCUGGCUUCCUGGAAUCUAUCUCUGGUAACGGCGCUUCCCACGCGAUGCGUUCCCUUACCUAUGAUGACAUCAUCUCCUCCGCGACGAGAGCUUCGCAUAUCUCGGCAUCUGCACUCCUUUAA
This is a messenger RNA of Parnassius apollo (apollo), 720 nucleotides long. The record is from the annotation of a GenBank genome assembly. Lineage: Eukaryota; Metazoa; Arthropoda; Insecta; Lepidoptera; Papilionidae.